ACUCUGUACAUGUUUUUCUUUUUUUUAUUGAAUUAAUCUUGUAUUUUACCUUUAUAUAUAAAUGUACAAAUGUUUCAGAUACGUGGUGAAUGAGCGAAUGUUAAAUAAAUUUGAUUUCAAACUUGAAGAAAAUCGUGAACACUCGGAGAUGCGUGUUUUUCUCUCUUGGGAGGGUGAUCUCUCCGUCCGAAAUAUAUCCACAUUUUCUUUCUUCUCAUUUUCUUUCUCUCGGUCGUUCAAGUUUAGGAGAAAAGCAAAGCGCUUUCUCGUCGUGAUGUUUUACACUCGUAACGUUUCUCGAUCGAUACACAUUUCUCGAAUUGAUGGUGAUUUUAUCACCGCGACGAGAUGCGUCAUCGGAGCUCGUUAACCCUUCGAGUUCCGCGAUAAUGUGGUGAUAGAAAUGUACUUUGUCGAUCGAUGAUGCGGAGGAGAAUUUUGGAUCGAUCAUGCGUCAAGCUGCAGCGAUCUAUAGCGAUAAAGUUAAAAUUCACAACUGGCAGGAAAGGAUGUUGGGAGAGCCUAGGGAUAACGUGGAUUUUUUUCCGCCGAAAGGAAACCUUCACAGAUCCUCGUAUCGGAGACUCGGCCCGGAGGAAGAUAUUGUAACGUCCGAGACGCGCUCCAUGUUGUCACAGAUCAAACUGAAAGACGAAUACAAAGAAGUCACUUGUCCACGGCGCAAUUUCAUUGUGGCGCAGUCUGUCGCUGCAUUUGAACGAGAAAAUGAGGAAAAGAAAUUAACGGUGGCCGAAAUCUUUCUGGAUCCCACGGUCGCGUGUCAGACGGACUAUCGCACCACCACAAGCCGCGAUUAUUGGUUGUCUUACUCUCCGAGGCCGUUAUCCUCAUCACCGCCGCCACCGGAACCGUGGUUAAUGAAUCGUCGCACCAUCGGUUACGAUCUCGAGGAUUUGGAAAACCGUUGCGGGUAUCACAUGUUUUUAGACGACAACAUGGAUAUUUAUCGAAGAAUAGCAGAAAUAAAACGGCAGAGAAGUAAAUUGUACAAUCCUCGAUAAUUGACGAGCAGCAGAAUUCCAACAAUUGCUGCUGACAUAAAUGUAACACACACAAACGGACUGUUCGCUUUAAACUCAACGAUUUAUUAGAAAAAUUCAGUAUAAAUAAUUCAGUAUAAGAGUAUUUCAUAAGAGUGAAACUUUUUGAAUAAAACUUAAAUUAAAAAUAUCAA
This is a messenger RNA of Pseudomyrmex gracilis, 1195 nucleotides long. RefSeq lists its product as uncharacterized. Lineage: Eukaryota; Metazoa; Arthropoda; Insecta; Hymenoptera; Formicidae. The record is from RefSeq and is a predicted model, not a curated record. Gene Ontology annotation, cellular component: plasma membrane. The transcript is spliced from 4 exons. The coding region runs from base 450 to 1022 and encodes 190 amino acids.